Chlamydomonas reinhardtii is the source of this 1413-nucleotide messenger RNA. RefSeq lists its product as uncharacterized. NCBI's taxonomy places the organism in Eukaryota, Viridiplantae, Chlorophyta, Chlorophyceae, Chlamydomonadales, Chlamydomonadaceae. The coding region runs from base 128 to 1021 and encodes 297 amino acids. The record is from RefSeq and is a predicted model, not a curated record. The transcript is spliced from 9 exons.
GCCAGCAGGGUGUGCCGAAGACUGCUGGUGCGUGUCACGACUGCCUUGUCCUGUGCACGCACUAGCUUGCGCAGCCCCCUCCCUGCACCGCUCCUUCCCCACGCGUUCACCCUAAUGCGCCUCACAUAUGUUGCUGCAGGCGGGCGCAGCGGCCUGCCCGGCGCACGGCGCGGCCGUGCUCCCGCCCUGGCGCCGCUACGUCGCCACGUCGGCGUCUGCAGCUCAGUCCGCAGCGGCUGCUGCGAGCGAGUCGCCCAAGGCAGCCCUGGUCAUCAUCGGCGAUGAAGUGCUUGCCGGAUCCAUCACCGACACCAACACGCCCUGGCUAGCCAAGCUGCUGCACAGCCGCGGCGUGGACCUGAUACGUGUCACCUACAUCCCGGACUCCCGCGAAACCAUCAAGGAGGCGGUGCUGGACAGCCGGCGGCGUGUGGGACCCGGCGGCGUCGUGUUCACCAGCGGCGGCAUUGGGCCCACACACGACGACGUCACGUACGAGGCGAUUGCCGAGGCCAUGGGCGUGACGCUGCAGCUGCACGAGCCCACGGUGGCGCGCAUGAGGGAAUCCUACGCCGCCCGCGGCAUGGAGCUGAACGAGGCCCGGCUGCGCAUGGCCACGCUGCCGACGCCCGCCGAGGUGCUGUUCACUGAGGGGCUGUGGGUGCCGCUGGUGAAUGUGGGCGGCGUGUACAUCCUGCCCGGCAUCCCGCGCCUGUUCCAGUCCAUGGUUGCAGCGCACCAGGAGCGCUUCACAGGUGUGGCCUUCUCGGAGCAGCAGCUGUACACACACACAGGCGAGUCGUUCCUGGCCAAGGAGCUCACGGCGGUGGCGGCCAAGCACCCCAAGGUGGCCAUCGGGUCCUACCCCAACACCGCGGCAGACGCAGACAACACAUACAAGGUGAAGCUGGCGUUCACCGCCCGGGACGUGGACGCGCUGGCGGCGGCGGUGGCGGAUGUGAGGGCGGCGCUGGGUGACAUCUUCAUCGACUACACGCCCCCGGCAGCUACCGGGAAGUAAUGGAGCUGAUUUGCCUUCCGCGAGAACCAUAUUGGUGUUCCGGGUGGUUGAUGGGCUUGGCUUAAGUUUUUGGCGCCUAUCCAGCGCGCAAGGGUGCGGAUAGUGGGCCGUUGGUGCGGUGUGACGUCCAUCGCGUCCAUCGGAGGGGGGGGGUCUAGUUUGGCUGGCAAGUGAUUCGAUGUGCGCUUCUUGAACGCAAUUGCGGCGCUCACAAUGCGAAAGCGCAAUGUGUAGAGAGCACAGGGCUUCUGACCUAGACUUCUAUCUAGCAGCACUGUUCUUGCUGAAAGCUAAGAGUAUAUCGUGGUGAUCCGGAACGGUGCGUGGAGCAUCGCGGUGGUGUGGUAAUGUGGAGCUCAAGACUGCGUAACACUUGCAGAUACCUACUGGUC